Messenger RNA from Punctularia strigosozonata HHB-11173 SS5, 705 nucleotides. RefSeq lists its product as uncharacterized. The record is from RefSeq and is a predicted model, not a curated record. Lineage: Eukaryota; Fungi; Basidiomycota; Agaricomycetes; Corticiales; Punctulariaceae. The transcript has 3 exons. The coding region runs from base 1 to 705 and encodes 234 amino acids.
AUGACUGCCCUUCGCGUCAAGGACCACUUUGCGCCGUACGAGGCUCACCGGGCCGACCGGUUCGUUUUCCGUCCCUCAGCCUCCGUCGCGCACACCAAGAUGAUCAUCCUCGACGAUCAUCCUCGUCUGUUCAUUCCCUUGUAUGGACCGCACCUCUGCUCCCAUGCCGACGCCAUGAUCCACCUCGAUGGCCUCCCCGGCGUGUUGCAUUUCGCGUGCCAGUACCUGCACAUUUUCCUCCCGCUCACACCCUUUGUCUCCUCAGACUGUUCUGCGCAUCGAACACUACGGGCUCACAACCGUCGCGCCUGCUCGCUCGUGGAAAGUAUAUCGUCGUCGGCGAUGUCGUCCAGCGACCGGCUCUCCGAAGCCGAAGAAGCUCCAAGCGUAUACGCCCAGUCUGGCCAAGACGUCAAGCUUGAAUUUGCUCGGGAUCAACACGAGAGCUGCAUCGAGUGCAUGCACCCUUGGGAUGCGCAGGCGGAUGUCGACCAAUUUGAACGGAGGGUCUACGAUGCAACCUGGCUCCUAAUGCACCGGGGACGUGAUCUCGGCUCGCUCUCCACCAUCGCUGACCUCUACAACCUCCAGGACCGUGGCAUCUACCUGCACGCUCAGAUCGUCGACGUGUCGUGGCCGCCGGAAUUGCCGAUCAAAGUGCGUAGCCCUAUCUUGGGUCUGUUCUGGCGAGCUCUUCUCGCGUGA